UCAGACUGCCUUUGUAAUCACUUCUGAAAACCUCUUGUUGGCACAUGAUGGAUUGGAUGGAUCCUCUUUCCAUAUUUUUCCUGUUGGUCCUUACAGUGACUCUUCUUUGGAAAAUGGGCAGUUUCAGCAAGGGCAGCGGCCAAAAUUUCCCCCCAGGACCGAGACCAUUGCCGUUUAUUGGAAGUCUCCACCUCCUAGAUCUGAAGAGGCCUUACAUGACCAUGUGCAAGUUAUCCAAGCAGUAUGGGCCUGUGUUCAGCAUUCAAAUGGGAACUCAGAAAAUGGUAGUGCUGACUGGGUAUGAGACUGUAAAGGAGGCUUUGGUGAACCAGGCCGAUGCUUUUGCUGAGAGGGCCUUCAUCCCAAUAUUUGAAGAAUUUAUGAAGGGCUAUGGUAUCGUUUUCUCUCAUGGUGAGAACUGGAGAGUGAUGCGGCGGUUUUCCUUAACUACCUUACGGGACUACGGAAUGGGCAAGAGGACCAUCGAAGACAGGAUUGUUGAGGAGUGUGGUUUCUUGAUAAAGAUCUUUGAAUCUUAUGAAGGAAAACCAUUCGAGAACACUGCAAUUAUGAAUGGUGCCGUUUCCAAUAUUAUAGUGUCGAUAUUACUUGGCAAACGAUUUGAAUAUGACGAUUCCACAUUUAUAAGACUGCUGAGAUUGGUCAAUGAAAACGCUCGGCUUUUUGGAAGCCCUUCAGUCCAGCUAUAUAACAUGUUUCCUGCUCUGGGCUUCCUGUUUGGAGCUUGCAAGACAGUCAUGAAUAACAGAGAUGAGCUGUAUGCCUUCAUACAGGCCACCUUCAUAGAAUCCCUUAAAGAACUGGAUGCAAACGACCAGAGAAACUUGAUUGAUUCUUUCCUUAUUCGGCAGCAAGAGGAGAAGACCCAGUCUAACAGGUUUUUCCAUAAUGAAAACCUUAAGGCACUAGUGGGUAACUUAUUCGCUGCUGGCACAGAGACCACUUCAACCACACUACGCUGGGGCCUGUUGUUAAUGAUGAAGUACCCUGAAAUUCAGAGCAAAAAGUCCGAAAGGAAAAGAAAUACGCGCGAGGUGAUUGGGUCUGCUCAGCCACAGACAGAACAUCGUGCAAAAAUGCCAUACACGGAUGCAGUAAUCCAUGAAAUCCAGAGGUUUUCUAAUAUUAUCCCAGCAAACGUGCCACAUGCAACCACUGUGGAUGUCGCUUUUAAAGGCUACUCCAUUCCCAAGGGAACUUAUAUCCUCCCGUUGCUGUGCUCUGUGCUGCAAGAUGAAACUCAAUGGGAGAAACCACAUAAAUUCUACCCAGAGCACUUUCUGGACUCUGCGGGAAAGUUUGUAAAGAGAGACGCAUUCAUGCCUUUCUCUGCAGGUCGAAGAAUGUGUGCAGGGGAAACCCUGGCCAAAAUGGAGCUCUUCUUGUUCUUUACGAGUCUCCUCCAGAGAUUCACUUUCCAGCCUGCCCCCGGAAUGUCUAAAGAAGACCUGGACUUGACACCCAUGGUUGGAUUUGCAACACCUCCAGUACCUUACAAGUGCUGUGCUUUGUCACACUCUUAACAUUCAUCUUGCUUAUAU
Messenger RNA from Sphaerodactylus townsendi, 1562 nucleotides. Its product is annotated as cytochrome P450 2K4-like. The transcript has 9 exons. Gene Ontology annotation, cellular component: cytoplasm; intracellular membrane-bounded organelle. The record is from RefSeq and is a predicted model, not a curated record. Bases 45 to 1544 code for a protein of 499 amino acids. Gene Ontology annotation, molecular function: iron ion binding; oxidoreductase activity, acting on paired donors, with incorporation or reduction of molecular oxygen, reduced flavin or flavoprotein as one donor, and incorporation of one atom of oxygen; heme binding. NCBI's taxonomy places the organism in Eukaryota, Metazoa, Chordata, Lepidosauria, Squamata, Sphaerodactylidae. Gene Ontology annotation, biological process: xenobiotic metabolic process.